AUGGCUUCAGUCGUCAAUACCUUACACGACCCUUUACCGAACAAUGCGACGUUCGUCACAGACAACGGCAGUUUAGCCAAAAAUAGUGGGCUAUUCUCAAGCUAUCUCGAUGGCUACAGCAACACGCAAAUAGUCCUCACUAUCUUGGCCAUCUUGAUUGCCUACGACCAAUGCAUGUAUAUCUGGCGCAAGGGUCCAAUUGCUGGCCCUGCGCUCAAGAUACCGUUCAUGGGACCCUUUAUUCAAGCACUACAUCCCAAGUUCGAUGCCUACCUCACUCAGUGGGCGAGUGGCCCUCUAAGCUGUGUAUCAGUAUUUCACAAGUUCGUGGUUCUCGCCUCCGAUCGUGAUAUUGCACACAAAGUCUUCAAGUCCCCGACAUUCGUCAAACCAUGCAUUGUUCCCAUGGCCGAGACCCUCAUGCGGCCAAGCGCCUGGGUCUUCCUCCAGGGAAAAGCACAUGCUGAGUUCCGUCGAGGACUCAACGGCCUCUUCAUGAACAAAGCUCUCAGUACAUAUUUACCGGUACAAGAGAAGGUCUACGAUGAUUACUUCGGUCGAUUUGUCGCUGCGAGCAAGGCCAACAAGGGCAAGCCAAUGGCUUUCAUGCGUUCUUUUAGGGAGAUUAACUGUGCUCUUUCCUGCCGAACCUUCUUCGGGGAUUAUAUCUCCCAGGAUGCCGUCGAGAGGAUUGCUGAGGACUUUUACAACGUCACAGCCGCGCUGGAGCUUGUCAAUGUUCCGUUGUCUGUAUACGUACCUUUCACGAAGUGCUGGAGAGGCAAGCGUACAGCAGAUGCCGUGCUGGCCGAAUUCGCUUCGUGUGCCGCUGCCUGCAAAGCUAAUAUGGCCACUGGCGCUGAACCGCAAUGCAUUGUUGACCAAUGGGUCUUGCACAUGAUGGAGUCCCAGAAAUACAACGAAAGGAUCGCUGCAGGAGAGGAAGGAGUUGAGAAGCCGAGAAAUCUCAUCCGCCAAUUUACGGAUGUGGAGAUUGGGCAAACCAUGUUCACAUUUUUGUUCGCAGCCCAAGACGCUUCGAGCAGUGCUACUACGUGGCUAUUCCAGAUUCUUGCUCAACGACCUGAUGUACUUGACCGACUUCGGGAGGAGAACCUUGUCGCUCGCGAUGGCAACAAGCAGCGACCAUUUGAGCUAUCAAUGCUCGAAUCGCUCCCUUACACCAACGCAGUCAUCAAAGAACUCCUCCGUUAUCGCCCUCCUGUCAUCUUUGUUCCCUACGAAGCCACAAAGACAUUCCCCGUUACGCCCAACUAUACAGUUUCCAAGGGCUCUAUGAUUGUGCCCUCCUGCUAUCCUGCUCUACACGAUCCUAACGUCUACCCGGAUCCUGAGACCUUCGACCCUGAUCGAUGGAUCACAGGUGAUGCAGAGUCAAAGACCAAGAACUGGCUUGUUUUUGGCGCUGGGGCUCAUGACUGCCUGGCUCGAAAGUAUGUACCCCUUACAAUGGCUGCCAUGAUCGGCAAGGCAUCUUUAGAACUUGACUGGGUGCAUCACGCGACAAGUCGUUCGGAAGAAAUCAGAGUGUUUGCCACAUUAUUUCCUCAGGAUGAAUGCCAACUCGUCUUCACCAAGCGAGAAUAA
Messenger RNA from Fusarium sp. VM40, 1608 nucleotides. The record is from the annotation of a GenBank genome assembly. Lineage: Eukaryota; Fungi; Ascomycota; Sordariomycetes; Hypocreales; Nectriaceae.